This is a messenger RNA of Schistosoma curassoni, 2698 nucleotides long. Lineage: Eukaryota; Metazoa; Platyhelminthes; Trematoda; Strigeidida; Schistosomatidae. The record is from the annotation of a GenBank genome assembly.
UUAAGGUCGCCGCCUCUUUUGGUAUCAUCGGAACACAAAAGGCAAUGGGCUCGAAUGAGGAAAUCCUAAGUGCGCUGAAGAUUCUCCAGAAGUACAAUUUAAAAGUAGAAGCCUUUAAACUUCAGUAUUGUUUUUAAAGGAAUCGGAGCUUGCUUUAAAACAAGAAGCUGGUCUCAUUAAUGAAAAAAUUGCUGAGGAAUUUCUGAAAUUUAAAGCGUCAGUUCCUUCUACUUUUUGUUACGAUCCUUCAGUCAAGUAAAGGAUGAACCAGAGAACUUUUGCGCUAACUACCAGUCUGUUCUCACAUUUAUGGAUUCGGUUCCUGAUGUGCAUAAAGUGGAGUUGUCUACGUUACUCUUCCCUAUAUUUGUCCAUAUGUAUCUCCGUCUAAUCAGUGGAAACAUUUGUGGAGAGGCCAAAAAGUUCCUCAUAACUUUCAGGAAAUAUCAAGAAGAUUUUUACCAGUCAGAUAUUAAUAUGCUAUCGAACAUUACUAGUUCACAACACUUGUCAAUGAAUCCUUUGAUUGAAUCGUUUAGAGCUUCCGAGUUUGUUGUCAGUGUUUCGGCCGAGUCUUAUUCACUUCUGCGUCAGUUUCUUCAAGAUAAAGAAAUGAAUGUCAUUCAAAGUAUUUUAAAGGAACAGUUAUCACUUGAAAGUAAGGAUGCACUACAUGUCUCAAAUCUCUAGUCGUCAAUGGCCCUCCUAGGUCAAAGCUCCAAGUCGAUUGCCGUCGUGGUGCUUUAUUUGGCGAGGCUCACUUUGACGCUAACAAAGAACCUGUUUUGUAUGGUCUUCUAAGAGAUCCUACAUUAGACUUACCAGCCGAAAUGGAUACUGAUCCUGGCUUCAAUGACAUUGAUGGGAGCAAUGUAGAUAAUAACGAAGAUAACGGGGAUCAGAGUGUUGCGAAAAAGAAAAAACGGAGGGAUGGUAUGACGUCAGGUUCUGGACAUCCUGGUAGACCAUCUCUUUCGAAAGAUGUUAGCAAAUCUGACUCCAACUCUCCAGCUCUUGAUCGAAUUCCUCUGCCUAAGCUGCGCGAGUCAUACAUUGAAAGCAAACAAGCUCUUUCACGAGAGAUAUCUACUCUCCUACGUAAUUAUCAACAGCGAAAUCCACAAAAGUCAUCAAUCGGUACAAGCACAGUCCUUUAUACAAUAUGCAAUGCUCAGGCUGGUGAGUCAACCCUAGCUAUUCGAAGAGGUGGUGUUACAUGUUGCAGUUUCAGUGAUGACUCAUCACAACUAGCUGCUGGAUUCGGAUCAGGUCGUAUCCGUGUUUGGUCUUUAGGCCCCGAAUCAUUAAGGCGUAUGCUUCCGGCUUCAGAGUUGAGCUUACUGGAUAAAGAUGACUCUAGAGUAAAAACUAAUAUGUUAUAUGACGAAAAUGAUGAGACCCACCUAACUCGGGAUCUGCUAGGUCAUCUUGGCAGUGUGUUCGGUGUUGCGUUUAGUCCUGACCGACAACUCAUUGCUUCAGCUAGCUCAGAUGGCACUGUCCGAUUAUGGUCCACAUUAAUGUGGGGUGGUGCUCUAACUGCAUGGCGUGAUCAUCUUCUACCUGUUUGGUGUGUUACUUGGGCUCCCACAUAUGGUCACUAUAUAGCGACAGGAGGAGCUGAUCGUAGUGCACAUUUGUAUGCAACUGAUCAUGCACCAGAUGCUUUACGUGUUUUUGUUGGACAUAAAGGAGAUGUGACGUCAGUGUGUAUACAUCCAAAUGUUAAUUAUCUUGCAACUGGCAGCGCUGAUCGAGCUGUACGCUUAUUUGAUGUUCGUUCUGGAAAGCUAACAAGGAUCUAUACAGGUCAUAAGGGUUCUGUUCAGAGUCUGGCGUUUUCACCUUGUGGUCGUUAUCUGGCUAGUGGAGGUUGGUGUGGUACUACAUGUCUUUGGGACUUAGGGUCUGGACAACAGGUUGGUCAGCUUGGAGGUUAUUCGGCAUCUAGGACUUCUGUAAAUCAGCCAAGUAGUGAUUGUGACUCUCAGGAAGCUAACUCAGACUCAAGUCAGUGGUUGACUGGUCCGGUUGUAUCUCUCGCAUUUUGUCCGGGUAAUUCAGGACGUUUGGCUUCGGGUGGUCUAGAGGGAGCUCUACGAAUAUGGAAUACAGUUAGUGGUUGGUCAACGGCUGUUACUACUCCAGCUACUAGUAAUAACGAUGAUAAAAACGCCAAAACUAAUCUUUUGGCAUUGCAUCGAUUCACUAAACAGCAGUUUGUCCGUCAAAACUCUAAAAUUAAUAAAAGCAGUGGAGUCGGAGGUCAUAAUGUUUUAGGAUAUUAUUCUUCAGCGACUGGUCCUGAUGUUUCUGAUGCAUGUGCUAAUGAAGUGUUUUUCACUAGACGUACCUCAGUCCUAGGACUACACUAUGUUCAUCCUUAUUUGCUUUUGGCAGCUGGACCAUAUAACCAAACCUGAUUGCUCUAAGUAGGUAUUCUUAAUGUACAGUUGAUUUUUAUAUUUAAUUCUCAAACAUUAUUUCGACACUUAUUGUUUAGAUGUCUUUUAUGCUACUGCAUUUCCAUAAAAGUAGUUUAUGUUAUGUCUCUAAUAUUUUCUAGGCAUCAGUGGUUUUUAUACGUUCGUUACUACGAUAUUUCAUUUACCUAUCCUCGAUUUUCCGAUUGUUUCAUUAAACUACUUUGUAAUUAACCAGCAUCAUGUACAAAGUGUAAAUUGAUUUUUCAAACAGA